CUUUAACAAGAGGAACUUUAACAAGAGGAACUUCACUUCCUGAAAGAGGUUGAGUGGUUGUGACUGCGGCCCUGCGGCUUGUGUUUUGGAGCUGUUGAAGAGCUGAUGAAGAACUGAUGAAGAGCUGUUGAAGAGCUGAUGAAGAGCUGAUGAAGAGCUGUUGAAGAGCUGAUGAAGAACUGAUAAAGAGCUGAUGAAGAGCUGUUGAAGAGCUGAUGAAGAGCUGAUGAAGAGCUGUUGAAGAGCUGAUGAAGAACUGAUAAAGAGCUGAUGAAGAGCUGAUGAAGAGCUGAUGAAGAGCUGAUGAAGAGCUGUUGAAGAGCUGAUGAAGAGCUGUUGAAGAGCUGAUGAAGAGCUGUUGAAGAGCUGUUGAAGAGCUGAUGAAGAGCUGAUGAAGAGCUGAUGAAGAGCUGUUGAAGAACUGAUGAAGAACUGAUGAAGAGCUGAUGAAGAGCUGAUGAAGAGCUGAUGAAGAGCUGAUGAAGAGCUGAUGAAGAGCUGAUGAAGAACUGAUGAAGACCUGUUGAAUACCUGAUGAAGAGCUGUUGAAUUGCUGUUGAAGAGCUGAUGAAGAGCUGAUGAAGAGCUGAUGAAGAGCUGAUGAAGAGCUGUUGAAGAGCUGAUGAAGAGCUGAUGAAGAGCUGUUGAAGAGCUGAUGAAGAGCUGAUGAAGAGCUGAUGAAGAGCUGAUGAAGAACUGAUGAAGACCUGUUGAAUACCUGAUGAAGAGCUGUUGAAUUGCUGUUGAAGAGCUGAUGAAGAGCUGAUGAAGAGCUGAUGAAGAGCUGUUGAAGAGCUGUUGAAGAGCUUAUGAAGAACUGAUGAAGAGCUGUUGAAGAGCUGAUAAAGAGCUGAUGAAGAGCUGAUGAAGAGCUGUUGAAGAGCUGAUAAAGAGCUGAUGAAGAGCUGAUGAAGAGCUGUUGAAGAGCUGAUGAAGAGCUGUUGAAGAGCUGAUGAAGAGCUGUUGAAGAGCUGAUGAAGAGCUGAUGAAGAGCUGUUGAAGAGCUGAUGAAGAGCUGUUGAAGAGCUGAUGAAGAGCUGAUGAAGAGCUGUUGAAGACCCCUCCUAUAGGUAUAAUAAAUAAGUGUCCAUUGUUCAUCGUACAAACAGAGCAGGUUAUGGCGCCGUCUGUCGUGUCUGUCUUUGUGAUUCUGGUGCUGCUCGUCGGCGUCGAGGCACAAGGGAGCAGAGUGACUGCUGUGUUGGUGCAGGAGGGAGAAGAUCUGCUCCUGGAGGCUGAAUAUAAUAAUCCUGAAGGUUAUUUCAUUGUUAGGUGGCAAUUCAACAAAACGGUCGAUUUAGUGAGAUUUGUACCUCGUAGAGAACCAGCUGUCUCUUCUGAUUUCACUGGAAGGAUUGAGUUUACUGGGAAAAGAUUCUCUGUGAAAUUAAAGAAUCUCCAGCUGGCAGACAGUGGAGUUUAUACUGCAGACGUGAGCCAGUAUGGAGGACUGCGCCCACUACGAGACUGGCAACUAGGAGACCGCCCACUAGGAGACCGCCCACUAGGAGACCGCCCACUAGGAGACCGCCCACUAGGAGACCGCCCACUAGGAGACCGCCCACUAGGAGACCGCCCACUAGGAGACCGCACACUAGCUGAAUACAAGGUCACCGUUCAAGCUCCAGUGUCUCCAGUUAAGCUCUCCGUGGUCUCCGUGGUCUCCAGAAGCUCCGCCUCCUGUGACCUCACUGUGAACUGCAGCACACAGGACUCUCACAUCAGCAGCACUUUUACAUGCGUGGACGGAGCCUGCAGUCAGGAGGGAGGAGGAGGGCGAUCGGAGGUCACGACCUCUGGCGCUUCUCUCCAGGUCUACCUGUUGAAUAGCUCCAUCGUCUGUCACCAUAGCAACCAGGUUCACUGGACCAAGGACUUUAAAGGGACCCAACACGUUUGCUGCCAACAUGCUGGUUCAGAGGCGCCCUCUGCUGGUCCAUCGGUGUACCUGGUGAAGAUAGUCGUGUUCUCUGUGGGUCUGAUCAUCAUGGUGGCUGCCGUCAUCACCGUCCACCUCAUGGAGAAGCUCCACAAGCACAAAUAAACUAAUUGUUUAUUUGAUCUCGUAAUGCUACUGAUGCUAUAUGAACUGAUGCUAUAAUGCUAUAUCACUGCUAGCAUGCUCUAUUACUGCGAUCAUGCUAUACCACUGAUCUCAUGCUAUAAUGCUAUAUAACUGUUAGCAUGCUAUAUUACUGCUAUCAUACUGCACCACUGAUCACAUCCUAUAAUGCUAUAACACUGCUAGCAUGCUAUAUUACUGCUAUCAUGCUAUACCACUGAUCUCAUGCUAUAAUGCUAUAUCACUGUUAGCAUGCUAUAUUACUGCUAUCAUACUGCACCACUGAUCACAUCCUAUAAUGCUAUAACACUGCUAGCAUGCUAUAUUACUGCUAUCAUGCUAUACCACUGAUCUCAUGCUAUAAUGCUAUCACACUACUAGCAUGCUAUAUUACUGCUAUCAAACUAUACCACUGAACUCAUGCUAUAUUACUGAUAUUAUGCUCAACCACUGAUCUCAUGCUGUAAUGCUAUAUCACUGUUUGAAUAGGGAAGCUAGCACCAUAGUAGCACUUUAAUAGCACUUAAAUGUCUCUUACUGAUAGCACUUUGUAGUUUAACGUUAUUGAAGAAAUUGUACUUUCUCGAUUCUUGUUGUUUAAUGCACUUAUUGUAAUUCGCUUUGGAUAAAAGCGUCAGCUAAAUGACAUGUAAUGUAAUGUUAGCAUGUCAUUGCUGCUACACCACUGAACUCAGGCUGUAUUACUGCUAUCAUGCUAUACCGCUAAUCCACAGCUGGUGGCAGAAACACACCGAGAAGACUGCAAGCCAUCAAACAUGAAUGUAAGAUUGUUUCAGAUUGAAAGUAUUAAUAAAAUCAGCUUUGUAAAUGUUU
This is a messenger RNA of Cyclopterus lumpus (lumpfish), 2896 nucleotides long. RefSeq lists its product as uncharacterized. The transcript is spliced from 4 exons. The coding region runs from base 1118 to 2044 and encodes 308 amino acids. The record is from RefSeq and is a predicted model, not a curated record. Lineage: Eukaryota; Metazoa; Chordata; Actinopteri; Perciformes; Cyclopteridae.